Messenger RNA from Chlamydomonas reinhardtii, 2262 nucleotides. RefSeq lists its product as uncharacterized. The transcript is spliced from 3 exons. The coding region runs from base 699 to 1136 and encodes 145 amino acids. The record is from RefSeq and is a predicted model, not a curated record. Lineage: Eukaryota; Viridiplantae; Chlorophyta; Chlorophyceae; Chlamydomonadales; Chlamydomonadaceae.
GGAAUGUGCGCGAGGACUUAGAGCAGAAGUAUGAAAGUCACAACUUCGCUGUCAUGCCGUCACGCCUGGCGACGGUACGGUGGCGUGUGAUGCCUUGUGAAAGGAUUUGAGGCUUUGGUAUACAAGAACAGCCACAAGACUGGUCUUGGCGUUCAUCGUCCCAAGUUUCAAUUACCGUUCUUCGAACACACUACACUCGAACACACCCUUUGUCUUGCGUUGCGGCGUCCCAAUUUCAAGAACGCAUACUUGAUAUCCGAGCUGGAGAAUAAGAGCUUGCAAGCAUGAAGAAGGCACAAUUUGUUCACCCCAACUAUGCCGCGACUGGCCUGGACAACCGCACACGCUACAUCCUUGAGCAGUCAAGCGUAUUGCCUCCGGAUUUGGGAACAUACACUACCAGUGGCUUUUCUUCUGACUGCGAUCGUCUCAGCGCCAUCCUUGGCAGUGACUUCGCAGACAAUACCGUAAAAUGUUGUGCUGAGUUGACACGCAAGGAAGUUCUGAGUCAGCUGGACUGGCUGUUGAGCGGCGAUCCGGAAGUGGCCUGUUUCUUCUUCUCUGGACAUGGCGUCAACGAGUACGGAACUGUACAUGGAUCCAUGGUCUGUUCCUUCAAUCAGCGCAUUUCCCAUAUUGCCCUCGACGAGGCCGUGCAGCGAGCAAAGUUCAGAGGCACACUCAUCGUCAUCCUAAACAUGUGCGAGGCAGACCACGUACCAUGGACCACAGAACCCCCUGUGCCAGCUGGCAGUGUGCAGCGUGACGGCAUGAAAGCUGCGUGCUCUUCAUCCCCAAGAGUUGACAGCGGCCACACGCGUGUUACCCUUAUGGCAUCAGGCCCCUUCAGCAAGACGUCGGGGAACAGCAGGGGGAGCACCUUCAUCGCCACUCUGAGCGAGCUCUUCAAAGACCGAGUGGUCACGUACGAAUCACUGUCUGGUUUGCUCGAGUCGGGUGUAUCGGUGGGGGCCUCAGUCAUGUGCUCAGCUGGUGGGCACCCAGCCUUGCUGUUGGGUCAGUUCGGAGCUGCCGCCAAACCAUCCAGCGUUGAGACCGCUUUCAAGGUUGCAAGGCAGCGAUAUGCUGCAGAUGCGGUUGCCGAUGCCUCUGCACAGGGAUCAUUGCGGAUCUGAACGGCGGCCAGGUCCGCUGCAAGCCGGGCAACACGGGGGCAUGCAGCGGCAGCUGGUGCCCCAGCAGGUGGUGGCCAUGCUCGGGAUGGUGCCGGACUACAAGUCGCUGUCGCGCAGCAACAAGCCGGUGCCGUACCGGCUCGAGUACGUCCGCCGGGCGUACGUGCGUGGACCAUUUGUCGGCGGCAGCAGCGACCAUGACGCCGCGGCUGGUGGGCCUGUGGCGGUGGAGCAGGUGGAGGAGACGGCCGGCGACGGUACCGACUGCGCAACACCCUCCACACCAAGCCCGGAAGCUGCCGCCCGUGGACAACGACAGCAAGCAGACAGCGGCGGUGGACCGCAGUUCUCCCAGUGACGUGGAGCUAGACCCGAUCAGCAGCCUGUCACGCUGUUACUUCUGCUAAUGUUGCACGCCAUACGAGUGCUAAUGUGAAACUCGACGCGUUACGUACGCUAAUUCAACACGUGCGCAUAGUAAAGUGUUUACAACGUACGUUGUGAGCCCGUCACGCUGUUACUUCUGCUAAUGAUGCAUGAAGUACGAGUGCUAAUGUGAGACUCGUACUUGUGUGAAUGUGUAGGGGUACGAGUGCUAAUUUAACGUGUGCGUAGGUAAUGUGAAGGGGUAUGUAGAGGGUAUUUUACAGGGAUAGUAAGGUGUUGUGACUCCAUUGAGUAAUUAGCGCUGAGUUGGCAUGGCUAAAAGGCCUUUGGUACGUGUACGUUGUCAGCCUGUCAAGCGUUGACGUUGCUAGUUAUGCAGUAAACACGUUGUUGUACCUGAAACUCGACUUGUGUGAAUUUGUAGGGGUAAGAAUGCUAAUAUAACGUAUCGUUAAGAAUUGUGAAGGUAGGAUGUGGAGGUAUUUUACAGGGAUAGAAGGGGAUGCGGGGGGUUAGCCGGUUAGCGAUUAUAUCGACUAGGGCAUUCGGGCUGAGUGCAAAGCGGUAAAAGGCGGUCUGGUACGCGUACGAGUGCAGUCUGUAAAGCUGUUACUUCUGCUAAUGAUGCAUGAAAUACGAGUGCUAAUGUGAGACUCGAUUUGUGUGAAUUUGAAGGGGUACGAGUGCUAAUUUAACGUAUAGUUAGGAAUUGUGAAGGGGUAUGUAAGCGAUGUUUACA